This is a messenger RNA of Naumovozyma dairenensis CBS 421, 5217 nucleotides long. RefSeq names its product Nup192p (gene NUP192). Gene Ontology annotation, cellular component: nuclear pore inner ring; nuclear pore. Gene Ontology annotation, molecular function: structural constituent of nuclear pore. The record is from RefSeq and is a predicted model, not a curated record. Gene Ontology annotation, biological process: nuclear pore organization. Bases 1 to 5217 code for a protein of 1738 amino acids. The transcript has a single exon. NCBI's taxonomy places the organism in Eukaryota, Fungi, Ascomycota, Saccharomycetes, Saccharomycetales, Saccharomycetaceae.
AUGAUAUGGUCUACCGCCCCAUUCCAAAAAUUGUACGAUUCUAUUGAAAAUGAUCAAUUCGAUUAUAACUUGUUCAAAGAAUUGUUACCAGAUUUGCAACAAUUGAAUCUUACCAACGAUAAACCUAAAAACCAGAAAAGUAGGGCACAAGUGGAAUCAGGGAAAAUUACAUUAGCAGAUAAUAAUAUUAUUACGAACGACGAUGAGAAUGAUACUAAUAAUAACCACAACACAAUUACUUAUAAUCUUAAACAACAAUUCAUCAUUGCCACCAUCUCCUUGUCGGAUGAAUUAAAUUUGGAUGAACUGAUUGUGGCCCAAUUAAUUUUGUCUGACUUAGAAAAAUCUAAUCUAUUAGAUUCCUUAGAUUCACUAGAUAAUGCAACAACUUUAAUUAUUUCAGGUAAACGUCAAUUUUUCUUCAGAAGGCAAUUUAUCUUACAAAUUACCGCCUUUCUUUUAAAUUGUUUAGACACUUCAAACCCAAUAUUACAAGAAUUGGUACAAGAUUCAUUGAAAAAUAAUAUAUUAAAAUCUUUCGAGUCAAUUCAUCAACAAUUAGAAGAUAUCAAACAGUCAAUAAAUAAAGCAAAAAUCUUGGAAAAUAAUAAUGAUCCAAUCUUCAUACAAAAUAUCAAAUUUAAAAGAGAUUUCCUUCUAAAAGAAUAUGAUACAUUAAGUCAAAUAUUAACAGGUUUAAUUAAUAAAAAUUUCUUAUUGAAUUAUAAUGAUAUUAAUAAUAUUAUCAAUCAUAUAAUCACCUCUUUGAAUCCAAAUGAUUACUUUAUCAUUUAUUAUUUACCUGCAUUGUUUAAUGCCUUUAAUAAAUUAGAGGAUAUGCCAUCUAAUGAUGUUAAUCUUCUAUAUUCAAAUUUCAUAAAAGAUCUGAAAAAUAAUGAUUCGAUUUAUGAGCAACCAAUUAAAGUCACAUUGAUUUUCAUCUUUUUAACACUCUUCAUCGAUUGGUGUAAUUCAAAUCCAACGGUCAGAACAAAGGAUUUAGAUUUCAAAACUGAUAUAGAUUACCCAAUGAUGUUAACCGUAGAAUUAGGUGCCAUAGAACAAUUAUUAAUUAUCGCAGCAGAUACUUCAGAAUUCAUGAAUGAUCAGACUUUAGAAUUAAUUUAUGAUAUCAGAUCCUUGUUAGAAACACAUAUCCCCAGAUUUAGGCCAAUUCAAUUACUCGACGAUCCAGUAGAUUAUGAGAAUGCUUCAAAUAAUGAUAAUAAUAACAACAACACUCAACAUCCACAUUCAAUAACGAAUAAUUUCAGUUAUAGUGACGCGAUUAAUACUAAAAAAGGCAUUACUCCCAGUGAAAAUAAAAACUUGAAAUAUAGCAAUAUUGCUCAAUCGCAGUAUAAUAAUAUCAGACUGUCAGAACAAACUCAAGAUUUCCUUGUUUCAUCAUUUCAUAAUGUUCUACAAAAAGUUAUUACGAAUUGUGCCUUCCUAUUAACGAAGAUUAAAGAUACGGAGGAAGAUUCUUUACUAUCAGAAGCUGACUUGACUUUAGAUGACAUUGCAGCAAAGGCAGACUUAGAGCGUUUCUUUAUAACGAUUUAUUUCUUUUACGCUUCAAGACCAACUUAUUCAAAUGAAUUUUGGAAAGAUAAAGAAUCAAAUGCAUAUGGGUUUAUUGAAUGGUCAUCAAAAUGUACGGAUAGCUUAAUGAGAUCAUGCUUUUAUUUGAUGAUAUCAAGUCUAUCAUUUGGUCAAGAAAAUUCCACAAACGUUUUCCAUUAUUUUGGUAAUAAUAGUAUUGUAUCAUGGUCAACCAUUGUCCAAUGUUUGAAAGAGUAUAAUUUAAGGAUUAGUAACUUGCCAAAUGUGAUCCACCAACGACAAAAUUUAGAGCAAGACACCGAUUCAUCAUCGUCAUCUUCUUCCGCAACAGCUACAAAGGAAAUUGAUUCAUUGGCGAUCGCCUUCGAAGAAGGUUUAAACGAAGAAACAACAAUCUUUUUAUCAUCUUUAUUGACGCUUGUCGGGUCAGUAGCAUUUGACGUGCAAUCAGAUAUUAAGAUAUCAUUAUCCGGUUUAUUCAUGGAUCCAAUCUUUGAGUUUGCUAAAUUAGAAACACCUCUAAGUGGCGCAUGUUUCAAAACACUAAGUUAUUUACUUCCUUCGUCAAUAGAUGCAAGGUUAAAUUAUUGGCAGUCCUUAGAUUCAAUAUUAUUUAAAAAUGUUUCAUUAACAAACACAACAGAUUCUUAUAGAUCAGCAUUUGGUUAUACUCUGAAGACUUUUAGUGAAAUAGUAGGUUUCCUAUCUCUUUUCAAUAAUCUUUUGAAAAUAAAUCCUCAAGAUAUAAAUGAAAAUGGCCACUUAUCAUUCGGGAAACAGAACUUCCCAUCAAAAUUGGGUCAAGUUUACAGAAAAAUGGGUAUAUGGCCUUAUUUUGACUAUAUUCUCAAUGAAAUAUUUGUUCCCUCUAAACUAAUAUUGAACGACUUUGAUAGAAGAGCUAUACAGACUCCAAUAUUGGAAAUAAUAGAAACAUCGUUAUUAUCUUUUGAUUAUUCUGCUAUAUUAAAUUCAAUUACUCUUGGAAUAAAUUUGGAUACGCUAGUUAAUACUUCGGAUUUCUUUACUUACGUUCAAGAAUCUCCCGCGCCAGUUGUAUUCAACCAUUUAUUUGCUCAAAAUGUCCAUUCUACCCUCUUUGCUAUCAUCGAUAUUGGUAUCGACCAUAUAUCAAUUGAUUUAGAGGGAGGGAAAGACCAAAUGAACUUACUCACAAGAUCGAUCAAGAUAAUCAAUUUGAUUUUGGAUUUCCAGGGAACUUUUACUGAAGAAUUACUUCCAAUAAUAAUUAAACAAGAAAAUAAGAGCUACUACAUACCAAAAAAUUUUGGUUUACAUGGUUUCCGUUCCUUUUAUGAUACUAUUUUCUUCAAUUUACCAGUGGUAGCACAUUUAGGUUUAUACGUUGGUCUGGAUGAUACUUCGUUAGUGUCUGAAUCACUUAAAGUUUUGAAAAAAUUAUCAUUGAAUUCUCCUUCGAAUGGAACUGAUUUAAAUAGCAAGAAUAAAUUGUUUACAAUUUUCGAUGCAGUCGACGAUUCAGCUCGGAUAAAAGAUGCAUUUAUUUCUCAAUUAGAAGUACCAAUUGAGAAUGAUGGACAAUUAUCUUUGAAAAUUCAGUUACUGAAUUUUAUCAACUCCAAUUUAUCAUUUACAAAGCCUGCUGUUACUGUUGCCCAUUUUCUAUUGGGACUACAGGCAUCGAAUGGCAUUUCUUUAGGCCCAGAAUUACCAACAUUUAUUAACUCGGAUGUUUCCUUAUUGAAUUCUAUCGUUUCCAUUUUAGAAUCAUCACUAGAUAUCGUUACACCAGAACAGAUACAAUAUGCCCCAAUGCGUUUAGCAUCUAUUUCUUUGGAAAUCAUUUUGAAACUAUGCCGUAAUCCAUUGACCUCAUCGUUGCUACUUGAUUAUUUAACAAAUCAACAUUUUUUUGAAAGGAUUAUGGAAAUUGACGUUCAUAUUACCAAAUUUACUCAGUGGGAUGGUAAAUCUUUUGAUUCUCUCUCAAUUGAUAGCGGAUUCGACUUUUUGCAAUCAGAAUCCAUUGGCGCAUUAUUAGCAUUCUUAUCUUAUAGGAAUUAUUUGAUUCAAUAUUUAGGACUAUUCAUUCAUAGAUGUUCUUUCAUGGGUACGAAGCGGAAUAUUCUAACUUACGUAAAUUUUUUGAUUACCAAUAAAAUUUAUUCCACUAGAAUAUUCUCGUUUUUGGAUAGUUUGAAUUAUGAAAAUCUUCCAAUAGACGAACACUUAUUCAAAAACUUUAAGUAUCUGAAUGCUUUACCUCUUAACCUCGAAAAAUUUACAUUAAAUGAAAAAUGCGCCGGUAAUAUUUACAGCUUGAAUGACCUGAAUUCUUUAAUGAGUGUUGCCCAAAAAGUUGUCAAGCCACCUUUACACGCGACAGCAUGUACCACGGAUGAAGUGGGCGAAGCACAGAAAGAAACUUUGGUAAAGGAAAUCGUAAUGAUGAAAUUUUGUGUCUCUAGUUAUUUGAGCAAUAAGAAAUUCCAAGAACUACAACUCUUAAUCCUUCAUUCUUGGGUACAAUUAGUUCAGGUCAUAGUUACAGAUGGGAAUUUAUCACCAUUAUCUCGUUCAAAUUUUAUUCUGGAAGUAUUUGAGACUAUCAUUCCUAAGAUAAAUGAUUACGUUGAAGUAAAUACUUUGUUUUCAGAGGAAUUGACAUCAUUGGCUGUAUUUUUGAACGAUCUUUAUCAAAAAGACCGCAUGGUGGUAGACAAUCUUCGUUUCGUCGAUAGUAGGUUGUAUAACAUGUUUAAAGUGUGCUUGCACGGUAUCAACUCACCAUUAUCAACGCCCACUUUGAGGUCUGAUUUUUAUGUUUUGGCAAAUUCAUAUUUAGUAAGAAGAAUAAAGGAAAACACGUUGGUGAAAGAAGUUAUAAUGGAUAUUAGAAUGCAUAAUGAGAAAUUGCUUGAGGUCAUUUGCAAUGAUGCGAUCUAUGUUCAAGGAACUUGCAAGAUAACAGGUAUACUUUUAUUGGAUUCCCUCAUCCAAUUAGGUAAUAUAAAUAAGGCGAAUUUUGUUUUGGACAAUUUAAUGAAAGGAACCCAACUUCAGCGUAUAGCACAAACGCUGAAAAGUACAGAUUUAUUGCUCACCUCUACUGCAGAGCAUAUAACUAUAGAUGAUUUGUUAUAUGAAUUAACAGCGUUCAAGACUACAGCUUCAUUCUUAGUUCGUGUUGCUGAGACAAGGAUUGGAGCCCAGUCUUUACUUCAAUGCAAGAUACUACAAAUCAUAGGGGAUCUUUCAUUUUUGAAAAUCGAUCCUGAUUUAGGAUCAGAGCUAAUUUUCAAUGAGUCUCCCUCAAAGAAUUCAGAUUUCAUUAAAGUGAAUAUUAAUUUAACAAAUUCUAUCAAUGGUGUAGCUUCUAGUAAUGGCGUAUCGCUUUUUGAGGUAAUAACACCAAUAUUCCGUCUUCUCUGUUCCAUACUACUGAGCUUGGGCAGCACAAAUAAGUCAGUAAUCAGCAAUGUCAAGAAACUGUUGAUGGAAUUCCGAAAGUUACUUGUUGGAAUUUUCAAGAAAGAUGUAUUGAAAGAAACGCAAGACACGGUUCAGUCGACGAAAUCAGCUUCAGAAGAUUGGCAAGAACUAGUUAAAUUGGCCGUCGUUCUGUGCACACUGACUCAAUAUGACGGUAGGGAAUCUAGCAUGCUGUAG